This is a messenger RNA of Histoplasma mississippiense, 1491 nucleotides long. RefSeq lists its product as hypothetical. Gene Ontology annotation, biological process: fatty acid metabolic process. The coding region runs from base 1 to 1491 and encodes 496 amino acids. Gene Ontology annotation, molecular function: medium-chain fatty acid-CoA ligase activity. The record is from RefSeq and is a predicted model, not a curated record. NCBI's taxonomy places the organism in Eukaryota, Fungi, Ascomycota, Eurotiomycetes, Onygenales, Ajellomycetaceae. The transcript is spliced from 5 exons.
AUGUCUACGCUCGCGAAUUCAUUCACUAGCUCUGCUGCCACUGCCAUUAUUGUUCCUGGCAAGCCGAACCCGCUAACAAUUUCGUACCAGCGCCUACGUUCUGAUGUGAAUUCAUUCCAAGCGAAACUGGCCAAGCUGGGAAUUUCACCUGGAGCUGCUGUUUCAAUUGCGCUGCCCAAUUCGUACGAAUUCAUUGUAUCUUUUCUGGCUGUGUCAUGGCAGAGAGCCAUUGCGGCUCCUCUGAACCCUGCAUAUAAACAGGAAGAAUUCGAAUUCUACAUUGAUGACUUGAGUUCGGCAUUAACGCUCAUCCCAAAAGGCUCCUUUGCGAAAGAUGGGCCGGCUGUACGUGCUGCGAGGAAAUACUCUGCUGCUAUUGCCGAAUGCUACUGGAACGGAGUGGACGUGGUUUUGGACGUGAGAGAGUAUGGAAAAUUUGCCGGGAAGUGUGAUUUAAAGAAGGAAACGGCUCAGCCUGAUGACAUCGCAUUGGUGCUCCAUACCUCAGGCACUACUGGUAGACCAAAAGCUGUACCCCUUACCCACAGGAAUCUGACAAGGACCAUGAGAAACAUUCAAAUGACAUACGACUUGACGGAAAAGGACCGAACGCUGCUCAUAAUGCCUCUUUUCCAUGUUCACGGGUUGCUCGCAGGGUUCCUGGCACCUCUUUUGUCCGGCGGCUCAGUCAUUGUCCCUGAAAAAUUCUCAGCUUCGACAUUUUGGUCUGAAUUCAUUACGUACAGCGCGAACUGGUACACUGCAGUACCUACCAUUCACCAGAUUCUCCUUAAAACGCCACUCCCGAAACCUAUGCCAAAAAUUCGAUUCAUUCGCUCCUGUUCCUCCCCAUUGUCCCCAAAGACCUUCCAUGAAUUGGAAAAGACUUUCCACGCUCCGGUACUAGAAGCGUAUGCAAUGACAGAAGCAGCCCAUCAGAUGACGAGCAAUCCUCUUCCUCCAGGGAAGAGACAGCCAGGUACUGUUGGGAUCGGCCAGGGAGUGGAAGUUAAAAUUCUUGACGAAGAUGGAAACGAAGUUCCUCAGGGAUCUGAGGGCGAGAUCUGCAUCCGUGGGGAGAAUGUUACCAAGGGAUACCUUAACAACCCUGCUGCUAAUGAAUCCUCUUUCACAAAGUCUGGAUUUUUCCGCACUGGCGACCGAGGAAAAAAGGACAAGGAUGGUUACAUUUUUAUAACGGGGCGCAUUAAGGAGCUGAUCAAUAAGGGAGGCGAGAAAAUCAGCCCUAUCGAACUGGACAACACGGUUGCUUAUCACCCCAAUGUAGCGGAGGCGGUUUCUUUUGCCAUUCCCGAUCCUCACUACGGCGAAGAUAUUGGGGUAGCAGUUGUGUUGAAGAAAGGUGGAAAUCUGUCAGAAGACAUGCUGAAGUCAUGGAUUGCGCCUAAAGUUGCAAAAUUCAAAAUUCCCAAAAAGCAAUGUGGCUUGACCAUGAAUGGGUUUCUAUCGUAUUUAUAUACAUCAAGCUAA